GAACAAGUUACCGCCACUUCACCUCCCCUGAAACCCUUUCUCUUUCUCAAACUUCCUUCUCUCUUUCUGCCUGUAACAGUUAUCAAUUGAAUUCUUCAUCCGCAAUUAUGUCUGCUCCCGUCAUUCCUCCUGGUAAAACUUGGCUUGAUACCUUGAACAAGUCCUUUGUUGAUGUCCAUGUGGAUGCUGCCAAUGAUAAUGCGGUGUCUACCAGUGACUUCCUCGAGGCUGCAGAGUCUUUCACAACCCUUUUUGAUGUAAUUGGUGUCCUUGCUUUCAAUACGGUGAAGAGCGAUCUCGUUGGAAAUAUCAAGAAAAUCCGCGAACGUCAGCUCGCCGCCCCCGCCGAAUCUGAGACAUUGCAAGCCCUUGUCAUUAAUGAACUGAAGACGAAGAAACACACCGCCACGGAAGGACUCCUAUGGCUUGUGCGCGGCCUUCAAUUUACUGGCGAAGCCAUCCGCGACAGUCUCGAUGCUCCUGAUAAGGAAUUGGCUGACUCUUUCCGCACGGCCUACGGAUCCACCUUGAAGCCUCACCACUCCUUUUUGGUGAAGCCGGUCUUCACUGCUGCUCUUUCCGCCACCCCAUACCGCAAAGAUUUCUUCAGCAAAUUAGGUUUCGACGCCGGUGCGGAGCCUGCCUUGAAGGAAUAUGUGGCCGCUUUACAAAACCAAGUCAAGAUCUUGCAAGACUUCCAAUCUCGCAAGGAGGCCCAAUGGAAGUAAAUUAUGGGUUCGAGCUUCAGCCCUUUACCGAAAGACUAUACAAGAUCAUUUGCCAACUAUAUAUACCAUUGAAGGUCGAUUAUCAUCUUCGGCGGACUUGUGCUGGAUAAGGGAUCGUUGUUUAUCUGUUCUUAGAUGGAAGUGUCAUUCUCCUCGGCUACUAAGCCUCCUGCAUAUAUUAAGCGAGCUAUUUCCAGAUUUCUUCAAUUAUAAAUACUCAUUUCGAAUCUAUCACU
Talaromyces stipitatus ATCC 10500 is the source of this 964-nucleotide messenger RNA. Its product is annotated as glycolipid transfer protein HET-C2, putative. Lineage: Eukaryota; Fungi; Ascomycota; Eurotiomycetes; Eurotiales; Trichocomaceae. Gene Ontology annotation, cellular component: membrane; cytosol; cytoplasm. Gene Ontology annotation, biological process: intermembrane lipid transfer; ceramide transport. Gene Ontology annotation, molecular function: ceramide 1-phosphate binding; ceramide 1-phosphate transfer activity. The transcript has 4 exons. The record is from RefSeq and is a predicted model, not a curated record. Bases 108 to 728 code for a protein of 206 amino acids.